AUGUCGCCACCUUUACAUGACUGUGGUAUGAAAUACGUGAACAAGCAUUGCACAUCGGGCGAUGGUAUUCUUUCAACAAUAAAGAUUUUAUGGAUGGAAACGGUCUGGGUCAGGGAACACCAGUUUUGGGCGUCAGACGUGCUUUUCGGCUUGCCUUCCUGCUAUGGCCUCGAGGCAUUUCUCUCUUGUUUCGGUACUGUUUCUAGGGUCCAUGACCAGACCCGUCUAAAGCCUGCUGUGAAACGUGAUCAUGCUGUUCCCGCCGUGCGUUGCACAGGCUAUCAACUUGGCCGACACGAGGAACCAAGAGGUGUUCAUCAGAGAAUGAGGUUACACGGCGUAAAGGUCUCUCAUUUCAUCACAGGAAUCUAA
Messenger RNA from Colletotrichum lupini, 372 nucleotides. RefSeq lists its product as uncharacterized. NCBI's taxonomy places the organism in Eukaryota, Fungi, Ascomycota, Sordariomycetes, Glomerellales, Glomerellaceae. The record is from RefSeq and is a predicted model, not a curated record. The coding region runs from base 1 to 372 and encodes 123 amino acids. The transcript has 3 exons.